This is a messenger RNA of Aaosphaeria arxii CBS 175.79, 1726 nucleotides long. RefSeq names its product MFS general substrate transporter. NCBI's taxonomy places the organism in Eukaryota, Fungi, Ascomycota, Dothideomycetes, Pleosporales. The transcript is spliced from 5 exons. The record is from RefSeq and is a predicted model, not a curated record. Gene Ontology annotation, molecular function: transmembrane transporter activity. Bases 194 to 1726 code for a protein of 510 amino acids. Gene Ontology annotation, biological process: transmembrane transport. Gene Ontology annotation, cellular component: membrane.
CUGGUCGGAAAAAUCCCCGGUAGCCGCUUGUCGGGCAUUUUCCCGCUGUCGAGCGCCACAGACACGUUCAUGUACAUUGCUCAUGCGAGCACUCUCUACAUAUAUGAAGCUCAAACAUGAUCAUUACUACGACACAGCAAGCUCGACAAUCACUCUGAACAUCUCAGCUUCGCCAUAGUCGACAAUCACAAACAUGGUCCAUUCAACUGAGAAGGAGACACACGUUACCGAAAUGCCCCAGAACUCUUCCCGUGACGACCUCGAGUCGCCUAAAGAGGCAGGCUUCAUUGAAGACUCUGAAGUCAAGGGAUAUGUUGACCCCGGUCUUCAGCUCGAAGAGGCUGAGAACAAACGGUUACUGAGGAAGAUCCAUUGGCAUCUGCUUCCCGUUAUGUGCAUUGCCUACAUUGCACAGUCACUCGACAAGGGAACUCUUGGCACCUCAUCAAUUAUGGGAUGGCAGAAGGACGUUGGCGCGAAGGGCCAGGAUUAUGCUCUUACGUCCACUUUCCUUUGGGCGGGUGUCAUUGUCGGCGAGCCGAUCAUCAACCAACUCAACCGUCGCUUUCCUAUUGCAAAGGUUCUUGGAUUCUCCAUGUGCAUGUGGACUGCCCUCGUCUUCGCUCUUGGUUUCACCAAAAAUGUCUCUGGAGUCUGGGCCAUUCGUUUCUUCCUCGGUAUGUUUGAGGCUGCUUUCGCACCUUGCUUGCUCGCCAUCACUGUUCAGUGGUACCACAAGAAGGAGCAAGCUAUGGUCACCACAGUCUGGCAAGCCGCAUAUGCCUUGGCCAGUGGCUUUUCUUCCUUGAUGGGUUAUGCGUUCAUUAAUGUUAAGAACUCCCCCGGAAAUCUCCACGGAUGGCAAUGGCUUCAUAUCCUCGUCGGUAUCCUCUCUGCUAGCUCUGCCGCCAUCAUCCUGAUCUUCCUGCCCGACUCUCCUACCAAGGUCAAAUGGGCUACCGAGGAAGAGAAAGUCAAAUUUGUCGAGCGUGUCCGCGAGAACGACCAGGGAGUCCAGGCCAAGCGAUUCAAGUCAGACCAAGUCAGGGACGCUCUCACCGAUCCUCUGUCCUGGCUCCUCGUCCUUAUGAUCCUCCUCCAAACCCUCGUCAACGGCGGUAUCUACACCUUCAAUGCCAUUCUCAUCAACAAAGCGUUCGGCUUCGACGCCGCCACCGCCCAGCUCCUCGGCAUCCCCCUCAAUGCAUUCACUGUCAUGCUCUACUUCCUCAUCGGCUGGGCCGUCACCAAGACCCGCCAGACAAUCUACUGCAUCAUCGCCGCCCUCUUCGUCAACUUGAUCGGCACGAUCGUCCUCAUCACAGUCGCGCCCACGCCAACCACCCGCGGAGGCCUCCUCGUCGCAUUCUACCUCAUGCAGUGCAUCCAGGCCAUCAACCCCUCCUGCUACUCCCUCCUAUCCCUCAACGUCGCUGGCCAGACCAAGAAAUCCAUCGUCUACGCCCUCUUCUUCGUCGCAUGGGCCGGAGGCAACGCAACCGGUCCCCAGCUCUUCCAAGCGAAAUGGGCGCCCCGUUACUUCAACACGCUGUACAUCCACAUCGGACUCUACAUCGCGAUGACGAUCACCCUUCUCGUCAUGCGCCUUGUUAUCGUCAGAAGGAACGCCGAGCGCGACGCGCAGCUCGUAGGAGAGAAUGUGCAUGCUCGUGCGUUUGAGGACAAGACUGAUAGGCAGAACCCUGAGUUUAGGUAUUCGUACUAG